GCGUCUGGGUAUGUCACACCACGGAGGAACAUGUACUAUCCCUGCUUAAGUGCCGGCAGCCGAUUAGCAUUGCCCUUCGAAACUGGACUGCAAAGCGCAUCAAGUUAUUAGAGAUUAAGGAAGACCUCCGAACCAGAAUGCCCUUUCUUAAGAAGCUGCCAGGACGGUCAAAGGGUUGCCACAACAAAGGGGAGCUAACCAUGCCAAGCUGCAAUUUAAAUCCAUUUGAGGAAGUGGACCAACAGUGCCAAUACUUUCCAGAGGAAGCUUUGGCGUUAGAGAGGUCCCAACAACAUUGUUCCUUCGAAAGUGAGGCAGAGGAGAAUGGAACCAAUUACGGAGAGCGACAAGUGGGUUCGAAGGGCAGUCAGCCUCUUAGGGGGACACUGGUGAAACUAUACAGCUCCUCACCGCUGAAGACAUUGGGGAAACUGGGCAAGGAGCUUCGGAAUACAGCUCGCAGCAAGUGGGGAAACAAUGCACCCUCCUCACGCAGCUCGACUCUGCCGUCCGAGAAGAGGAGAAACAGUCGGAGGAGUUCAGAGGAGAUUAUGACCUUACUGCGCUAUAGUUUGGCAAGCCUACGCAAGGAGUCUACCUGCAGAGAAAGCCUCAAUGGUGGAGAGUCUAAUCUCGAGACAGAUGAUGAUGCCCGCAGACGCCCAUCCUUCCUGCGCAUCGUUAGUCUUGGCAAGCUUCGGAGGGAGUCGAUGGUGGACCGCAUUUCCCAGGAGGCCGAGGAAGAGAAGGUGGAGGAGCCACCAGUGGUCAAACCAAGAGAACCUCUCUCCGUCUUAGAAAUCCUGCGGCUUGUCAACCAAAGGAGUCUACUGUUAGCUGACACUCACAUUCAGGAGCUUGAGCGUGAGUGUGAGCUUGACCAUUCUGCUCCCAACAUGGCGAUACCAACCACUCGUAGGUCCAGCGCGAUGUCUGCAGGACACCUUCCUGAGACAAUGUCCACCUCUUGCGUCUGGGACGCAGGCCGGCGCAAGGCUAAAGAUGUGGAGCUUCUGUACGAGGCCCUGCAGCAGGAGAUGUGGGACGUGGUGCGAGAGUCACUCCGCCAGCCCUGCGCCGGCCCACAGCUGGGCCUGGUGGUGCUGGUGAUCCAGCAGGAGGAGCAGGCCGACUCCGCCUGGGCCCAACGAGAAAAAGACAAAUCUCUGCCCGACGAGGACGAAGAGGACCUUCACGAAGGGCUGUACAUGACCCCCAGUGAAGGCCUCCUCCAGCCCUGCUGUCGGCCUCGCCGCCUCAUGAGGCGCUGGGAGGAGGCCGUGGGAGAGGCUGCAGACUGGUCACUGCCCCAGCCUGGGGGCAUCUCCGCUGGCCAGCUGGCCUCAUUCCUGGAGCGUCUCAGCGGACGUGUCCUGGAGGAUCUGGAUGCAGCGUGCAGAAACGUGGUGGGCAUCUACCCAGAGGACUUCAGUGCUUUUCAGGUGUAUGUGCAGAGCUACCACAGGGCUGUGGCUCAACGCCUCAAGACAAUUACAAGUGGACCACUCCAGAUAACAGACACAUACUCUCUGCUGGACUGGAUCUACAAUAUCUACAGCAGGGAUGUUCUAGGGCCAGUGGGCAACAUGGCAACCCUUGACUGUACCCAGCUAGAGCCACUGUUAGCAUCAAAGUGUGUCGACAGACUGGAACAGGACUGCAUCAAUACCGUUAAGGACAAUGUAAGCAUAGAACUCUCACAAGUACUGGAGGAUGAGGAGAGAAGAUGGGCCCAAUCUAUGCACAUUGAAGAGUAUCAGUCCAACCUUGCACGCUCAGUUAUUCAGCGAUUGAAAAUAGACAUUGACAGGUCAACAGCUAUCAACCAACAGCUAGGAGCUCGAGUAGCUCGCUGCACUCUUAGUGGCCUGGCGGACUUCUUGCAGAGUUUCAAAAGAAAGGUGGAGCUGUUUCAUGAGACGCAGGCUGAUUUCGGGGACAGAGGGGAUGGAUAUAUCUCCAAGACAAUCGCUCUUGUUAAUUGCAUACCUCCCUUCAGGAACUUUGUGGAGCGCUGCCGGCAGUGUGAUUCCCUCGGGAGCACAGACUCUCUGGAUCAUGCACACUCGUCACUUGAGACCAUUGUCAACCAGUCCACCAAAGUACUGACCGACAGACUGUUCGACAACAUUAGGCCAUUUUUCGACAAGCUGGUGAAGCGAAAAUGGCUGAAUAACACUGAGGCCUUUGAGAAUAUUGAGAUUACCAUCAAACAACACUUUAAGAAGUUCCGUCGAAUGGACUGUCCUCCAUAUCAAAUCCUGGUGAAUGAGGUACACAGGCGGGUCUUGAUUGAGUACGUCCGGGCAAUCAUGAGAGGCCGCAUCAUCUGCACAUCGCUCAAGAUGAGGAAGAGAGUGGCUUACAGACUUCAGGAUGAGGCCAAGCAAAUAAAAGCACUUUUCAAAGAUCUGGAAUCUGAUUGCUCGUGGUUAGACAGUCUCAUUGCACAUCUGGCAGACAUCAUUCUUCUGGAGGACAUUCCAUCAAUACAGAUGGAAGUUGGAGUACUGGUGAAGGAGUUUCCAGACAUACGGAGGAGGCACAUCUCCACCGUACUGAACAUGAGGGGGAUGAUGCAGCAGACUCAGCGACAGGUGAUCCUGGGCAUAGUGUGUGACCUGGAGAACAGCGAGAGCCCUGUGGAGGUGCCCCGGGACCAUGCCCUCUUCUCGGAGAUCCCCGUGACCAGUGAGGUCUCUUGUCUUGGGCUGGUGGUGAUUCGCGUAGCCCUUACUGUAUCUUCAUGGGUCUCAACCAUGUGGCCCCACCGUAGACAUAGAUAUCGUCAUCGCCGUGGGCACACAUGAGUCAUCUCCGAAGCUGCUUUAGGAUUCCAUUUGUUGCAGUGAUUUCAUUGGAUUCAAUAUACACUCCCAGUGUUUCAUAAGGUGAUGGAUACAAUGUGCUUGUAAAACGAAAAAUAAAAUUGUACAAAAGGGCUAAGUUAAAAAUCAAACUGAGAUAUACUUCUUUAUAGUUCUUUGAACUUUUUUUUGUAAAAAUGUUGGUGUAAAUAAACAUAAUCAUCAACACAGUCAUGAUUAUACAAACUGAUUUCAUUUGUCUUCUGGCCAUAAACUGGUCUAUAUUUGCAAUACUGUGUAUUUAUGCAUUUGUAACUAUUUAUCGUGCUAUUUUUACACAAUAUGGAUAUUAUCUGUUUCACAGUUAAAUGAAUAAAAUGCUGUUGCAAAGUCAGAUAUUCAGUUAUAAAAUGAUAAUUCCAUCAGUUUUGUAAUUUAUGUUUCAAAUUGUAAGUGAAAAUAAAAAACAAUUUAAGAA
Messenger RNA from Clupea harengus (Atlantic herring), 3285 nucleotides. It is a transcript of the gene exoc3l2a, whose product is annotated as exocyst complex component 3 like 2a. Gene Ontology annotation, cellular component: exocyst. The record is from RefSeq and is a predicted model, not a curated record. NCBI's taxonomy places the organism in Eukaryota, Metazoa, Chordata, Actinopteri, Clupeiformes, Clupeidae. Gene Ontology annotation, biological process: exocyst localization; exocytosis. Gene Ontology annotation, molecular function: SNARE binding.